Messenger RNA from Musa acuminata subsp. malaccensis (wild Malaysian banana), 1288 nucleotides. RefSeq names its product protein PHOSPHATE-INDUCED 1 homolog. Lineage: Eukaryota; Viridiplantae; Streptophyta; Magnoliopsida; Zingiberales; Musaceae. The record is from RefSeq and is a predicted model, not a curated record.
CAGCUAAACCUCGGUCGCCUUAGCCGACGUAUGGGACGCGUCGACGUGGUGGGAGGACCGCCGGCCACCGGUCCCGCUCACUUUACUCUCUCGCCUCCCGCCCUCGCUUUCGCCUUUCGCGGGGCUCGUGAUAUUUUAGUGCUGCCACUCGAUCACUAAACCAUUAUCGCGUUGGUAUAACCCCCCCACCGUAUUCUGCUAAGAAGACAGCGAACUGCCAUGGCUGCUCCUGCUUCUUCUUCUUCGGGUUGUUCUGCGCUUCUUGGGUUCGUGUUAGCCGCUGCACUAUUUCAGUGCUCCCAUGGAGGGAGCACCCUCGCAGGCCUCGUGGAGCAGCAGCCUCUCGCGAUGACCUACCACAAGGGGCCUCUGCUCACUGGUCCUCUGUCGGUCAACCUCAUAUUCUACGGGAAGUUUACGGCUUCACAAAAGGCCAUCGUUUCGGACUUCCUCGCCUCCCUUUCGCUCGUCCCCCACAAGGACUCCGUAGAGCCGUCGGUUGCCACCUGGUGGAAUACCCUUGCUAAGUACUACGCCACCUCCAGGACGCCGCUGCCCAAACUCAAACUCGGAAAGCAGAUCGUCGACGCGGGGUACUCCCUCGGCAAAUCCCUCCGCGACGCUGACAUCGCGAAGCUGGCGGCCCGGGGGGCGCCGCGGAACGCGAUCAACGUGGUGCUGACGGCCGAGGACGUGGCCGUGGAGCGGUUCUGCAUGAGCCGGUGCGGCUCCCACGCGGCGUCGCCACGGUCGAAGGACGGCGGCCGUUUCGCCUACGUCUGGGUGGGGAACUCGGCGGCGCAGUGCCCCGGACAGUGCGCCUGGCCCUUCCACCAGCCCAUCUACGGGCCGCAGGCACCACCGCUGGUGGCGCCCAACGGCGACGUCGGGGUGGAUGGCAUGGUGAUCAACGUGGCGAGCAUGCUGGUCGGCGCCGCCACCAACCCAUUCGGGGACGGGUUCUUCCAGGGGCCGAAGGAGGCUCCGCUGGAGGCGGCGACUGCUUGCCCCGGGGUGUACGCAAAGGGAGCCUACCCGGGCUACCCGGGGGACCUACCGGUGGACUCCGUCACCGGAGCCAGCUACAACGCGCAUGGGGCCCACAGCAGGAAGUACCUGGUCCCAGCCCUCUUCGACCCGUCGACGUCCACGUGUUCGACCUUGGUGUGACGAGAAGUACGUACCGAUACUUGAACAGAUAUGCGUAUGAACGUAAUGUACAUAUGCACUUGUGAAUUAAGCCUCUUAGAGAUGAGACUGUUAGUAGCGUGAAAGCUACUUUGUUUUC